Sphenostylis stenocarpa is the source of this 795-nucleotide messenger RNA. The record is from the annotation of a GenBank genome assembly. NCBI's taxonomy places the organism in Eukaryota, Viridiplantae, Streptophyta, Magnoliopsida, Fabales, Fabaceae.
AUGGUGAAAGGCUUCUCUUUCUCACUUGCACUGUUACUCACCUUGUUCUUCAUCACCACCCCCUCAACCCUAUGUCAAAAACUCUCCCCCGUUCAAACUCCACUAUCCUCCCCUCCAACCACCGCAACACCACCGCAAGGGAUGAACACGGUUCCCCUUGUACCCGUGUCACCCGCGGCUGCUCCUAUCUCCGCCACCCCGAAAACCCCCACCAUCGACAUUUCCCAAAUCCUUGCCAAGGCGAAGAGAUUUUCCGUCCUCACCCGUUUGCUGAAAACCACGCAACUCAUCAACCAACUCAACUCGCAACUCAUCACAUCAUCCUCUGGAGGAUUGACCCUUUUCGCCCCCGAAGACAGUGCCUUCUCCAACCUAAAACCUGGCUUCCUCAACUCUCUUAAUGAUCGACAAAAGGUGGAGCUUCUUCAGUUCCACACUCUCUCUUCUUUCAUCUCUAUCUCCAACUUCGACACCCUCACCAACCCGGUUCAGACUCAAGCCGGCGAUGACUCCCAGAGGCUCCAACUCAACGUCACCACUUACGCCGGUAACCGCGUCACCAUGGACACCGGCGCCAUUAACGCCACCGUUACUGGUACUGUGUACACCGACAACAAGCUCGCUAUUUAUCAGGUGGACAAAGUGCUUGUUCCGCUUGACUUCGUUCUUCCAAAAGCCAAGGCUCCCUCGCCGGCGAAAGGAUUUUCGCCGAAAUCCGAUGAUAAGGGCUCAUCCGGCGGAGAAAUCGGGAAAAAUGGUAGCGGUGAUGACAUUGUUCCGAUAAUAUAUGCGUGA